Molecule: messenger RNA, 543 nt
Organism: Lolium perenne
Lineage: Eukaryota; Viridiplantae; Streptophyta; Magnoliopsida; Poales; Poaceae
Source: RefSeq, a predicted model, not a curated record
AUGGGCAGUGGCGGCGAAAGGCUGCUGCUCAAUGCCCAGGGCACCCUUCGAGUCGUCUGGAUCUCCCCUGGGUUUCUUUUUGUCGAUGGCCAACCCAAUGGCGAUGUAAAAGUCAACUUCAACGGCAACGGGACAUUCAGCCACGCCGUCAUGCAGGAGGGGCCAUGCACACUUUACAGAAACAUCGAGCUCAACCUAACGGUCUGCAACGUGCAAGCGACGGUGAGGAACAACAACGGUGUCACCGUGCCCAGCUGCACCUCACUCUGCCGAAGUGGCGCAGGAUCCUCAAGUGUCGUCGCAAAGGUCCAAGGUACAAUAGGAUAUCUGGACCCGAUGUACUUGCGCACAUGGCGCCUCACGGAGAAAACUGGUGUUUAUAGCUUCGGUGUUAGGCUUAUAGAGCUGGUGACCAGAAAGAAGGCAUUUACCUAUAUAGCUUCCAAAGGAAAUGGACUUGUGGCACAUUUCUCAACCUUAUUUGCGGAAGGCAAUUUGCUACAGAUAUUAGAUCCACAAAUUAUGAAUGAGGGUAGCAGUUAA